AUGGAGCCGCCCCCAACCUUCGCCCUCCCGCCCGCCUCCUCCGUCGCCGCCCCCGCCGCCUCCCUCGCGGUCCCACCCCCAAUCCCCGCCCCCGCGACCGCGGUGGAGCACCCGCCCCUCCCGAGCGGUGCGGAGGUCGCCGCGGUGGUCGCCGCCACCCACAUCGGCACAAAACGGUGGCGCGCUUGGCAGCACGUCGUCCAGCUGCAGCCCGCCACCGCCUCGGUCCCGCCCGUCGUCCCGCUCGUCGCCCCGCCCGUCGCCCCGCCGCGUCGCUCCGGCCGCCCCGCCCGACGCCCCAACGCCCACCAGCAAGGGUCGUCGGAAGAUGGCGGCGCUUGA
This is a messenger RNA of Lolium perenne, 342 nucleotides long. NCBI's taxonomy places the organism in Eukaryota, Viridiplantae, Streptophyta, Magnoliopsida, Poales, Poaceae. The record is from RefSeq and is a predicted model, not a curated record.